This is a messenger RNA of Pygocentrus nattereri (red-bellied piranha), 2222 nucleotides long. Its product is annotated as hyaluronan and proteoglycan link protein 3-like. The record is from RefSeq and is a predicted model, not a curated record. Gene Ontology annotation, biological process: cell adhesion. Lineage: Eukaryota; Metazoa; Chordata; Actinopteri; Characiformes; Serrasalmidae. The coding region runs from base 219 to 1298 and encodes 359 amino acids. The transcript has 5 exons. Gene Ontology annotation, molecular function: hyaluronic acid binding.
UUUUGGUCAGCUUAAGUGGAGCUCCUGUCCUCAUCUCUCCUCAGAGUUGGAGCUGCUGUGCUCCUAUGUUUAACUGCAGGAUCAGACGCUGAAGACACUGCGAGGAAGCCUCCCAGCUACGUUUGGGUCAUUUGGGGCUGCAGGUGCCGUUUGAAGUGAAUGCAGCAGCGAAAAGUUUUCAGUUAAUAUUAGCACGUUUUCAUAGUGAACUGUAGGAAAUGGACAAAGUGCGCCCUCUGCUGGUAUUUUCCCUGCAACUGCUCUGUUCCUGCCAGGCAGCCUCCACUUUGUCCAAUGGCUUCUUCUACCAAGACAUCAUCAACGGCAACGGCAACGGAGAGAUCUUCUUCAAUGGAGUGAAACUGCAGAUCGAGGCCCAGCUGCCCUCUGUGUUCACUGUAAGUGGUAAUAACAUCACCCUGCCUUGCAACUUCUGGUACGAACCUCCACUGAGCAGCCCUCGGAAAGUGCGGGUGAAGUGGGCCUGGUUACCCGUCUUUGGGGACAGUGAGUCUGAUGUCCUGGUUGCUAUUGAUCACCGGCAUCGCAGCUUUGGGGACUUUAAAGAUCGAGUGUACCUUCAGCAGGACUUCCCAGGAGACAUUUCACUGGUCAUCACUAAUGUGAGCCUGAAUGACAGUGGGCAGUAUCGCUGUGAGGUCAUCGAUGGGCUGGAAGAUGAGAGUGCAACAGUGCAUCUGGAGCUCAGAGGUGUGGUGUUCCCCUACCAGCCACGGCACGGCCGCUACCACAUGACCUUCCGGGCAGCACGGCAGGCAUGUGAGGAGCAGGAUGCUGCAGUGGCCACAUUUGACCAGCUCUACACAGCCUGGGAGGAGGGGCUGGACUGGUGUAACGCUGGUUGGCUGGCAGACGGGACGGUGCAGUACCCCAUCACUCAGCCGCGGACACCCUGUGGAGGCCUCGACCUGGCCCCCGGGCUGCGUAGCUAUGGAAUGAGACACAAGCACAUGCACCGCUACGACGUCUUCUGUUUCUCCAGCUCUAUCAGGGGCAGAGUCUACUACCUCCAGCAUCCUCAGAGGCUGAACUUCACUGAGGCCGUCCAGGCUUGUGUUGAGGAUGGUGCACAAAUAGCCAAGGUGGGUCACCUGUUUGCAGCCUGGAAGUUCCUGGGGCUGGAUCGCUGUGAUGCUGGCUGGCUGGCUGAUGGGAGCCUGCGCUACCCCAUAACUAACCCUCGCCCAAACUGUGGCCCAAAUGAGCCAGGGGUCCGCAGCUUCGGCUUCCCCUCCCCGUACCACAAGCACGGGGUGUACUGCUAUAGCUCUAGGUAAAAGCUAAUUGAAUGUGUAUUGAGAAUCUGCCUUUGCCUGCUGAAUGUGAAUGACAUUGUCUUCAAUCCAAAGUAUAUGUCUGAACUCACCUCAUACAGCUGAGAGCUGUAGAUAUGGAUAGAAAACUUCUAGUAAGGAUUAAACAUUUACAGAUUGUUCACUUCUUUUUGGAGAUUCAUGCUCAGAUUUCCAUAACUAUCUAAAAGACUGCAGGGGUGAUACUAUGUAGGUGAAUGUAUAUAGGUGGCAAAUUAUUAGGAAAACAAAAUAUGGUCACUAUGCUUUUGUAGAUUGUUCAGACACAUUAAAUACUAAAUAUUUGCCGAUCAGAUUUUGUGUCACAUUGAGAAGGGCAAGAACUGAAACAUUUGUAGUUUUGUUCCCAUAAACUGACCAAAAUAUGUACAAUUAAAAAAUGGUAUAUUUCCAGUUAAAUUUAAAGUACAUAAUAAUUAUUACAUCUUCUUUCUGGUAAGCUCUGGUUUAUAGGGUUGCUGGUUUGCUCAUCAUCAUUCUUGGUAGAGCUUCCAAACCACAAAGCACUUUCUCAACUGUAUUUAGCUGAAGAGACUGCUUAUAAGAUAAUCAGGAUACAUAUGUUAAUUUUAAGUACUUUGUUAUAUUUUUAUGAAUUAGCUUUCUAGGUGCACAGUCCUGAGAGACAGGAACAUGUGCUUACACAGUAUACAGUAAUACCUCCAUAAGUAUGAACAUAAAUGUAUGUUUUUUACUGUAUUUUCUUUACCUCAUUGCGUAUGAAUAUGUUAAGGUGGCGGCUUUAUUUCAAUGCAUGUAACAAUCAUACUUGUGUAAUAGCUAUGUAUAUAGGUACAGUUGUGUGCAAAAGUUUGGGUGCCCCUGCCCAAAUUAAAAAUUUUGUGCAAAAGUUAUGGCACAAUUAAAAUAUUUUUUUCAAUAUGUUAA